GGGGCCGUGAAGCAUGACUCAGCAGAUAUGGGCUCCACCCUGUGCUGUGGGCACCUGGGCAGGGGCGGCUAUGUACUUAACUUGGGCAAUACACCCGAUGUUUUCUGUGUACUUUUGGAAUUAUGGAGUUCUCCAAAUAUUGGGGUAUUGACAUUUGAGAGGGGUACGAGAGGUGGCUGAAUCCAUGGUAUCAAUCAGAAUGUAACCAUUCGACACAGAAUGCAGCCACAAGUCAUGAUUUCACUUACCCCGCUGAAGCACUGAGGGGGAUAGCUUCAUGUAUAUUCUUGGCAUCCUGUGGCUCAGCAAUCAGUGAGAUCAUCCGGCAUUGGACGAGAUAAAUGCCGCAACAAGGAUAAGUAGCGCAAGAUACUCUGCAACCCAGCCCUGGAGGUAUAAAGAGGCACCGCGCAUAAUCCCAGCGCGUAUAUCUUACGAAUAAACACGGCAUACCAACAACCAUGUCCUCCAUCUCCUACUCCAACGCCCGACUAUCGCACUCAUACUCCUGCAAACCCCGCAAAACCCUCCGGUCACCAGACCGUGAUAUCGCCUUCCGCAACCAGUACAUAGCGCGCUCAAAAACAACCCUCGUUCUCAGACCAUUCGGCAGUCCCCACUCCGCCGUCGCAUAUAAGAUCACCGAAGAGGAUGGAACGCCACAGUUCACGGUGACCGGUCGCAAAUACACUGACCGCUCCUGUCGGGAGUUCCGUGAUGAUUCGGGUCUGCCUCUCUUCGAGCUGCAUCGGAAAUGGUCAUGGACGAAUAGUUGGUCGGUUAGCUUGCCCGGGUGUGAUACUGCGACGAUAGCUACUGGCGCCCCGCGAUGGACGCUGGGGAAUACUUCGUUUGGGAAUUUUGAUCUUUCGUUUGAGAAUGCGGCUGCUUUUGGGGGAAAACGCCGGGAUGAGAAAAUGCUUACUUUGCAUAUUGAACGGCAUGGGAAUGCGCUGGCGCUUUUUGAUGUUGUUGAUGGGGAUAGGAAGGUUGCUGAAGUCCGAGAGAGUAUCCAUCAUAAUGAGAAACUGGCUUUGAUGAGAGGCUCUAGGCAGGGGUAUCGACCUGCUAUGGAUGUCAUUGUAAUGCCUGGAGUGGAUAUUUCGUUGGUUGCGACAAUCGCUGUUAUUGUAUCCGACUGGGUUUUUGGUUCGAGUUGAUUAAGCUUUUUGUUCUUCACUUUUUUUGAAGUAUAAAUCAAGCAAAUCAAGCAAUUGCCAAGGUCUUUCCAGUUCUUGUGUCUGGCUUGGCGGGUAUCUGAGAAGUUGAUCUUCUCUAUCAACUUCAUUUUAGCCCAAUAUUCUAGUACAUUCCGUUGCUUUGCUGUGCAAACAAUACCAUACGUAUCACAGACUAUAAAAGAGUGAAAACCCC
Penicillium samsonianum is the source of this 1374-nucleotide messenger RNA. RefSeq lists its product as uncharacterized. The record is from RefSeq and is a predicted model, not a curated record. The transcript is spliced from 2 exons. The coding region runs from base 462 to 1160 and encodes 232 amino acids. NCBI's taxonomy places the organism in Eukaryota, Fungi, Ascomycota, Eurotiomycetes, Eurotiales, Aspergillaceae.